UUUCGUUUGAGCCGAAGCAUUCCUGGCAGCGCAGCGGUAAGCAGGCGGCCACAGAGCGCUCCUUCAACGGACCCACUAUUACCGAAACAGGAUUUAAGUUCACGAAAACCAGAAAGCGUCGCCAGGAGUGAAAACCUUGACCUCAUCGCCCUGUGGACUUUAACUACUGGCCUUCCCUGCUUCACCUGCAGAGACUGAGGCCAGCGCUGACCACUGAGAGGAGGAGGACGAAGGAGGAGGACGAAGGAGGAGGACGAAGGAGGCCUAGCCACGGCAGCAGUCGACCGCGGCCCCCCUGGACCAGUGGAGCCCCCCCCCCCAGCCAUAGAAGGAAAGCAAUGGUUUUGGGAGCUGGAGGCUAUAGCAGCAUCGAUAGAGUUUGCGUGGGUCGCAUCCUCUUCCCUUCAGCGAGCCCCCCCCCUGCCCCGGGAUGCCCCCCCGCCGCCCGGCCCUGAGCUCCCCCAGGGAGACAUGAGCAGCUACCGAGACCGGGGGGUCACCUGCACCUCCUCGGACCUCCUGCUGGACGGAGGAGGAGGAGGAGGAGGAGGGGGAGGAGGAGGGGGAGGGGGGCUGCCUCUCUCGGGCUCCCAGCAUGCACUGCUCCGCCCCCUGCCCAACGGACACCCGGGGGACCCGACGGGCGGGCCCCGGCUCUCGGUGCCCAAGAUGGGGGUCCGGGCGCGCAUCGCCGAGUGGCCCCCGCGGCGCUCCCAGUCCCGGGAGUCGCUGCUGGAGAACGGCGGCCGCGACCGCCACGCCGCCCCCGGCCGCGCGGCGGACGGGGGGCUGGUGCGGGGGGGCGUGGCCCGGCUGCCGCGGCGACGGGCCAAAGAGGACGAGUACCACGGGGGGGCGUCGGAGCGGGGCUCCAUGUGGAACCUGCGGGCGUUCCCGCCGCUGAGGCAGCGCUCCAACAGCGAGAUGACCCUCAGCGAGCAGGACGAGCUGGAGGUGGAGGGUCACGGCGGGGGCCUGGGCCAGGGCAGCCUGUACCGGGAGUACGGCAGCACCUCCUCCAUCGACGUCCAGGGCCUCUCGGAGCAGAGCUUCCUCGACAUGCUGCACCAGCUGCACCAGGAGCGGCCCCCGCAGCACGGCCCGCCGGGGGGGCCCCCGCGCACGCAGGCCGCCCCGGCGGGGCCCUCGCCCCAGCCCGCCACCGGCGAGGGGCGGGUCCGGAAGAAGAGCGGGGGCACGGAGUCGUCGCUGGGCUCCUCCUCCCUGUUCCGGAAGCUGCGCAGCUCCAGCCGCGGGGAGCUGGACAGGGGGGACCCCGGCGAGGAGGGGCCGGGCCGCGCCCCCAUGGACCCCUCCUACAGGCCCUGGGUGUGCCCCAAGAGCUUCGUGCACUUCGACGCGCAGAGCGUCCUGUUCGACCUCCACGCGGCGGCGGCGCGAGGCCCCGCCUCCCAGCGGAGGAACACGGCCACCGGGGCGUCGGCCUCGCGCGGCUCCACCGCAGAGCCCGCCUUCCCCAGCACGGACGACCUGACGCUGGGCCUGGGCCCCGCCGGGCCGGGGUCCCCGGAGCCCGCCGCCCCCCCCCACGGGGGCCCCGGGCCCCAGCUGCUGCUCUGCUGCCCCCACUUCCUGAACGAGACGGGGGGCCACGGCGAGCGCAACGUCAGCUUCCUGAGCUCGGGCGGGGAGGGGGGCGAGGGAGGCCGGGGCUGGCUGCGGCGCUCCAACGCCAGCGUGGCGGUGCUGGAGGUCCCCAUCGAGCAGAGGGUCACCCGCCUGGACCAGCUGAAGCUCUACAGCCUGGAGCACGUGGACCUGGGGGCCAAGUACUACCGGGACUACUUCCACGGCAAAGAACAUUCCAACUACUUCGGGACGGACGACAAGCUGGGCCCCGUGGCCCUCAGCAUCAGGAGGGAGAAGCUGGACGACACCAAGGACCUGAAGGACCAGUACCAGUACCGGCUCAUCGUCAGGACCAGUGAGCUGGUGACGCUGCGCGGGUCCAUCCUGGAGGACGCGGUGGCGUCCACGGCGCGGCAUGGCGCGGUGCGCGGCCUGCCCCUGAAGGAGGUCCUGGAGCAGGUGGUCCCGGAGCUCAGCGCCUCCUGCCUCCGGCUGGCGCUCAGCACGCCCAAGGUCACCGAGCAGCUGCUGAAGCUGGACGAGCAGGGGCUGAGUCAGAAGCACAAGGUGGGCGUCCUGUUGUGCCGCGCGGGCCAGAGCACGGAGGAGGAGAUGUACAACAACGAGGAGGCGUCGCCCGCCUUCUCCUCCUUCCUGGAGCUGCUGGGGCAGCAGGUCCUCCUCAAGGGCUUCUCCAAGUACGCUGCCCAGCUGGACACCAAGACGGACUCCACCGGGACCCACUCCCUGUACACAGAAUACCAGGACUAUGAGAUCAUGUUCCACGUCUCCACCAUGCUGCCCUACAUGCCCAACAACCCCCAGCAGCUCCUGAGGAAGAGGCACAUCGGGAACGACAUCGUGACCAUCGUCUUCCAGGAGCCGGGGGCGCUGCCCUUCACUCCCCAGAACAUCCUCUCCCACUUCCAGCACGUCUUCGUCAUCGUCCGCGUGCACAACCCCUGCUCCGAGAACACCUUCUACAGCGUUGCCGUGACGAGGAUGAAGGACGUGCCCCCCUUCGGCCCGCCCAUCCCCAGCGGCGUGGCGUUCCGCGACCCCGACGCCUUCCGCAGCUUCCUGCUGGCCAAGGUGCUGAACGCAGAGACGGCGGCGCACAAGUCGGACAAGUUCCACACCAUGGCGACGCGCACGCGGCAGGAGUACCUCCGCGACCUGGCCGAGAACUGCGUCAGCGGCACGCCCAUGGACUCGGCCGGGAAGCUCAACAACCUCAUCUCGCUGGCGUCCAAGAAGCGGGAGCGGGCGCGGGCGCGGGAGGGGGCGGAGCUGGGCGCGGCGGGGGCGGUGGCCUGGCGCGUGCUGGCCCAGGACUUCAGCGGCGGCGGGGCGGAGAUGGCGUGCGCGCUGGGCCUGUCGGAGGAGUACGUGCUGCUGGUGGACCAGGCCACCAAGGAGGUGGUGUUCAACUGCUUCUGCUCCGACGUCAUCGGCUGGACGGCGGAGCGGCUGGCGCUGAAGGUCUUCUACGGCCGCGGGGACUACAUCGCCGUGCGCGUGGCCGAGGGCGGCGCCCAGGACAUCAGGGAGGUGGUGCAGAGGUUAAAGCCUCUGACGGUGGGCUGUGAGACAGUGGACAUGACCCUGAGGAGGAACGGCCUGGGCCAGCUGGGCUUCCACGUCCGUCUGGACGGCACCGUGGCUGAGGUGGAGGAGUACGGCUUCGCCUGGCAGGCGGGGCUGAGGCAGGGCAGCCGAUUGGUGGAGAUCUGCAAGGUUGCCGCGGUGACGCUGACCCACGAGCAGAUGAUCGACCUGCUGAGGACCUCGGUCACCGUCAAGGUGGUCAUCAUCCCCCCAUACGAGGAGGGGGGCCCGCGCAGGGGCUGUACGGAGGAGUAUGAGAUGAAGACCAUGGAGCAGAAGCCGGAGCCUGAGCCCGUGGCGGUGGGCUACCGGCCCUCCCCGCGGCCCCCCGGGUGUCGCUGGGACAGCCCCCCCCUCCACGGCACCCCCCCUCACCCCCAGCGCUGGGCCCACAUGGGUCCGCCGGCCCCCCCCCUGCCCCGCGCCCACAAGACGCUGGUGGCCGUCCCCUACAGAGAGACGCAUCACGGCAGCGCCAAGAGGCCGGUGAGCUACCCGGAGAACCAGUACACGGUGUCCCCAGCAGGGGGCGAGCGGCCGCUGCCCUACAGGAACCCCUCAGCCAGCUUCUCCUCCCCCUCCCCCGGGCUGCUGGGCCCCCACGGCGCCCCCGGCCUCGGCCCCUUCCUACGCUACAAGCCCUCCCCCGACAGGUUCGUCCCGGGACAGCGCCCCCUGGUGGGCUACGAGCCCCCCAUGGCGCUGGACGUGACCUCCAGCGGAGAGUCAUCGUCUGGCUUCACCAGCCAGGAGAGCACGAUGGAGCGCUGCAAACCAGAGCCUAUCUGGCAUGUCCCAGUGCCGUCUCGAGGGAUGGGUGCAGGGGGGGGGCAGCGAAGGCCCCCCAGGCAUGACGUCCCGGGGAAGGACUCUCCCAACAGGCACUCAAAGGGCGAGGCUCAGUACUCCAGCCACUCCAGCAGCAACACGCUGUCCAGCAACGCGUCCAGCGGCCACAGCGACGAGCGCUGGUUCGACGGCGCCCCCCGGGGGGGGGAGGUCAUGGGCAACGGGGGCGGGGGCCCGGGCGACGCCCCCGACCCCGCCGACCCCGACCCCUUCAACAAGGGCGGCUCCAGCGACAGCGGCAUCGACGCCCCGCCCCACUUCACCCACCACGCCCGCCCCCCCCCUGCCGGCCCCUCCCACAAGCCCCUCACCCUGGGGGUGCUGGGCCCGGGGCUCCUGGGGCCGGUGCUCACGGUCCAGGGGUACCUGGGUCAGGGGUCGCUGGGCGGGCCCCAGGACCCCCCCUCCGUGGUGAGGAGCGGGGGGGGCAGCGCCGGCAGCGGCGAGGGCCGGAGGCGGGAAUCUUCACCGGCCAAUCAGAACAAAGGAUACCGGACCAGGACGUUCCCGCCGCCCGGCUCCAGCGCGGACAAGGCGGACCCGUUCCACCGGAGGGGCUGCUACACCCCCCAGGGGUACCAGACACCCUCCUCCGACCAGGGCCGUCCCGCCAGAGCCUCCGCGGCCACGCCCACCCUGGCCCUGCUGAACUCCGCCCCCCUCUCCAGCUCCGCCCCCAAAAGCUUCUACGGGAAGAGCAGGACGUCGGCGUGGCAACCGGAGGACAACGGCCUCUCCGGCCUGGUCAUCCCCACGACCUCCAGCUCUGACAACGGCAGCAAGAAGCAGGUGGAGCUGAACUCCAAGAACGUGUUCGGCCAGCCGCGUCUGCGGGCGUCGCUGAGGGACCUGCGCUCCCCGCGGAGGACCUACAAGAGCACCGUGGAGGACGACCUGAAGAAGCUCAUCAUCAUGGACUACCCGGUCGACGCCCCCCCGAGAGACACCUCCCCCAGGCGCCCCCUCCAGAGGACCUUCUCAGACGAGUCGCUGUGCAGCGGGCGCCGUGACGCCAGCUACGCGGCGGCGGAGAGCGUGGGCGCCCCCGCCGACGUCCUCUUCACCUGCACCCUGCCCACCCGCAAGCCCCACGGGCCCCCCCCCGGGGGCCAGGGGGCCAAGAAAGCGGCCCUCUCCUCCUCGGAGCUCUCCCUGGUGGAGGGGCGGGACCAGGUGCCCCCCCUGCGGCGGCUGGACCCGGGGCUGAUGCCGCUCCCGGACACCAGCGGGGGGGGGCUGGAGUGGACCAGCCUGGUCAGCGCCGCCCGCGCCUACGAAGGUGAGGGGGAGGUUCAGAGGGCAGUGUCUCUCUUCUCGCUGACGGAGCCUCCGGUCGGAGGUCAGGACCUGCGUCCGUCCGUCAGUCCGGUCCAGUUCCAGACGCCGCAGACGCCGCGGACCACGCCCACCUUCAGCGGCGACGAGGUGAACCACGACCUGCCGGGACGCCUGCACCACCUGGAGGUGAAGCUGAAGCAGCUCAACACCGACCUGGAGAAGGAGAAGAAGGACAAGGUGGUGCUGAUGGCGGAGAUGGCAGACCUCCGUCAGAACAACCAGCGGCUGCAGGAGGAGAGCUCCUCCGCCAGCGAGCAGCUCCGCAAGUUCAGCAUGCUGUUCGCCAGCCCGCAGCCCGACAGGAUGUGACCUCACACACCAGGACGCCGGCGAUGUCGGAGGAGAGGAUUUUGGAAGACGCUGAAGGAGACUGGUUUAAAGAUGGAGUCCCACUAGAUAUGAGGACUGGUUUAAAGAUGGAGUCCCUCUAGACAUGAGGACUGGUUUAAAGAUGGAGUCCCACUAGAUAUGAGGACUGGUUUAAAGAUGGAGUCCCACUAGAUAUGAGGACUGGUUUAAAGAUGGAGUCCCACUAGAUAUGAGGACUGGUUUAAAGAUGGAGUCCCUCUAGAAAUGAGGACUGGUUUAAAGCUGGAGUCCCUCCAGACAUGAGGACUGGUUUAAAGAUGGAGUCCCUCCAGACAUGAGGACUGGUUUUAAGCUGCAGUAAUGCGCUGUUCAACACGUUGACUCUCCUGCUAGAUUCCUCCCUCCACUUUAAACUGGACCGCCUUAAACAGGAGAGAACUACGAAGAACUUUUAAAAGGGAGGACAAAAAUAUAUAAAUAUUUUGUAAAUGUGAGCCCAACACUUUAAACACGCCUAUUGUGCCCCCCCCCUCUCCACACACACACACACACGCACACGCACACGCACGCGCACACACACACGCACACCCUCUCUCCGCGCUCCACCAAAAUGGUCUUCAAUAUGUCUCUCCAGGCUGUCCUCUGGCUGUACCUGUUUAUUUUUCUAUACUGUAAUGCUUACUGUACAUCUAUAUAUCUAUACGCUCAGAGCCCAGGGACGUAGGAGUAGGGGAACACUCAUUAUCUGAGGAAGGCCUAAUACUGUUCUGAUGCAAGUCAGCUGGGGUGUGUGUGUGUGUGUGCGCGUGUGUGAGAGAGAGAUGCAUACUGGUGACACACAAGCCAUCAGCUUGUGUAGCGAGCGGGAAACGAAUUGAUGUCAUGAGCUCAGUGAUGCCGGAUCUGGUGGAUUUCCACAGUUAAUCUUAAUCUCGAUUCUCCAGAUGUUGUUUCUCUUCUCUGUUUUACGUCCUGUCGUCCGAUUUCGGAGGGUCUUUGGAACCGGACUUUAUGACAAGGGACAAUUGUUUUCUAUAAUCAAAAAGAACCAAUGAAAAUGAACAAAUAUGAGAGUACAUGGUGUUGUACAAACUGAAGUUCUGCGUGGUCUUCAGUUAGAGACCGUAGCUUCAGUGUCUUCGUGUACAUAUCCGUUGAGUGGCUGAUGAGAAAAUGAAGUGCGACUGAGUGUUUUCUAAGUCCUAAACCUAAACGAUCAUAAAAUACGCUAUUUAUACUGCUAGCCCGUUUGACAAUACCCUACUUAUAUAUAAUAUUUUAUUUUUAAUACAGAAAUGUAUUUUGUGUUUAAUCAAAAAAAACUGGUACUGAAUGAAAAGCUUUCCAGAAAUCUCAGCUGGGGUGCGUUUUACUCUCACUUGUACUGUUCAUGUCUACACCCCCGUGGACGAUUCACCCUGUCACAACCCCACCGGAUCAAACUGGAGCUCCGCCCCCAACCCUCUCAGGACGACGCCCACCCAACUCAUAGAUGGCAACGCACCAAUCCACGUUCUCUCUGAUCCUGGGAAGGACAGAGAAGACUCGGUGGACACGAGACUUUUCCCCUCUCCACCUUUUUGGAAGACUUGAUAUUUAUACGCGUGGAAUCACUGUGUUCGAGUCCCCUGGUCCGCCGAUCCUACCCGUCUCUGGGGCUCCGAGCGAGGCUUCCGACAGGACAGGCUCACAAACCCUCGGAGGUGGUGAGAGUUUGGCCCACCGGGAUUCAGGCUUCGGUCAAUUUCGACAGAUUGAUUCAUUACAAAACACUGUUGUUCUUAUUCGAAGAGGAGGAUUGGGUCCGAGAAGGUGAUUUCCUGCAGGAUGGGUUCUGGUUCAGAAGGGUUUUUUACAAGAGUUGAUAUUCUUUGGUUUUGGGGAUUGCAGAUUGAGCGAGAUGUUAAGUCAAGUGUCAACACGCAUCCUUUUAAAAACUUCUACAUUCUUACUGUUUCUUGGACGGGGAACGACAUUGAACCAAGCAGCUUAAUAGGUGUUGAUUUGUUUUUUAUAAAUGUCUUAAUCGUUAGUUUUCUUUGCAUGUGGUGGGGCAAUGCUUUUUUUUGGUUUUUGUAUACAAAUCGAUGGAUGCUAAUGAUUACCUGAGCGUGGAGCAUAGCGCAGUGCAGCCGUAUUGCACAGAUCACAGUAAUGCAUCAAGACAAGCUUCUUUUUUAGAUGUUUAAUAUUUUGAUAAUUUAUUUUUAAAGACAUUGGCCACUUUUGGAUCUGAUAACAAAAUAGUGAAGAUGAGAGGGUACUGUGUGUCGAUUCCAUUGUAUGCUCUGUGACGUCUGGCCGAGGUUAAAACGUGUUAGAUUGAACUUUGUUUUGCUUGGGGUUGUAUCAAUGAGUGUACAUUUAAAGUGUAAAUUAUGUUUUCAUUAUUUUAUAAGAAAAUAUAUUUAAAAAAGCAUUUCUCUGGUGUUUCAUUUCCUCAUCGUAGUGAACGACAAGAGGGUGGGUGUACCGUAAAAUAUCAGAUCAAGAAUUAAAAGUUCGCUUCAAGGUUCCCUUAAUGCGCAAGUAUUAAAUUGAGCUCACCGAUUAAAAAAAAUAAAUAAUCUUGGUUAUCUAACAAUGAGUUUCUCUUGCCUACCUAUGCGUCCCUAGUAGCUAGAAAUUGAGAGGUGUAACGAGCACUAGCUAUCCUGCACUGCCUUUGAAAAUACAAAGCUCAGACGCGCCGAUCUGGAAUUUUCAUGCCACCCCCUUUCUGCUUUGCCCGCCAGUAGAGCACCCGGGGGGUUAGAGAAUAUUUACAGAACACGGCCAAAAGCUCUGUGCGCCUCGCCAUUACGAUACAUCCUCUUUAAGCACAAGCGCAUAGUGAUGGCUUUGUAACGAUGAGCAGCAGAUAGUCACGUUUCCGGCCUUACCAGCGGCUAAACCCCCUGGGCCCAGCUGGUGAAGACUGGUUCUGAUGACGUCAUCUGCCCGUCUGUUUAACAGGACCUGCAGUCUUUACAUGUUCACGUAGACACCACGUGGAGAAGGUGCGUGUUUAGGUAGUAGCCGCUUGCUGUAGUAGAACUGAGCGGUUGAAGUUCAUUCCUCUGCUGCUUUCAUUCUUCCCAAAUAACUUCAGAACCAAUUGCUGCAUUUUACAGUUUUAUUAUAGAGCAAUAACAAACAGAAUCAGAUGAAUAUUUUUUUUCAAAGAUUUCUCAAACUAGUAUUUCGAACGUUAAAAAAAGUG
Messenger RNA from Gadus chalcogrammus (walleye pollock), 8896 nucleotides. It is a transcript of the gene sipa1l3, whose product is annotated as signal-induced proliferation-associated 1 like 3. Lineage: Eukaryota; Metazoa; Chordata; Actinopteri; Gadiformes; Gadidae. Gene Ontology annotation, biological process: establishment of epithelial cell polarity; activation of GTPase activity; epithelial cell morphogenesis. Gene Ontology annotation, cellular component: cytoplasm; Golgi apparatus; plasma membrane. Bases 472 to 5694 code for a protein of 1740 amino acids. The transcript is spliced from 24 exons. Gene Ontology annotation, molecular function: GTPase activator activity; protein binding. The record is from RefSeq and is a predicted model, not a curated record.